Salvia miltiorrhiza (redroot sage) is the source of this 1536-nucleotide messenger RNA. Its product is annotated as leucine-rich repeat extensin-like protein 4. Gene Ontology annotation, molecular function: protein binding. The record is from RefSeq and is a predicted model, not a curated record. The transcript has a single exon. Lineage: Eukaryota; Viridiplantae; Streptophyta; Magnoliopsida; Lamiales; Lamiaceae. Bases 240 to 1343 code for a protein of 367 amino acids.
UCGACAUAGUAAGGCAUGCAUUAAUACUGUAGUUUGUUAAAAAAAUAUCCAACAAAUCAUUACUUGGGCUUCAACAACCAAAAUCACAACAAAACAAACAGAAAUAAGCAGUAAAUGCAUACAACACAAUUACAAAGUCCUUUCUACUUCACCUUUAAUUACAAAACAAAUCCAAACACAUUACCCAUCAAUGCUCCUCCGCUUAAAACCUUCACUUUCAGAACUCAUCAAAACUGCAAAUGGAAAACAGCUGGCUUCCCCCGGCACUACUCCUCCUCUCCAUCAUCACCACCAACGCCGCCCAAAUGCUCGGCGGCGGCCCCGCCUACAUCGCCCUGCAGGCAUGGAAAUCCGCCAUCACAGACGACCCGCUCGGGAUCACGAGCUCAUGGGCCGGCACCGACGUCUGCUCCUACAAAGGCAUCUUCUGCUCAGAAACCACCGAUUUCAUGGGAAAUCCCCUUUCCAAAACCGUCGCCUCCAUUGACCUAAACCAUGCAAAUCUGCAAGGCAGCCUAGUCAAAGAGCUCUCGCUCCUCACCGAUUUGCGCAUCCUCCACCUCAACACCAACCGCUUCAGCGGCGCCGUCCCGCCCUCCUUCCGAGACCUCUCGUCGCUGGCCGAAUUAGACCUCAGCAACAACCGCUUCUCCGGCCCCUUCCCGACCCCGGUGCUCUACAUCCCCAAUUUGCUCUACUUAGAUCUCCGAUACAAUGCCUUCAGCGGCGCCAUUCCGCAGGGCCUCUUCUACAAGAGCCUCGACGCCAUCUUCCUCAACAACAAUCUCUUCGACGGCGAGCUGCCGCCCAACCUCGGCAGCUCGCCGGCGUCGGCGAUCAACCUCGCCAACAACAGAUUGAGCGGCGCCAUCCCGUUCAGCCUGGGGUACAUGGGCGUGAAGGAGAUCCUGUUCCUCAACAACCGCCUCACCGGCUGCAUUCCGGAGGGGGUCGGAAUGUGGUCGGAUUUGCAGGUGUUGGACGUGAGCUCGAACUCGUUGAUGGGGCAUCUGCCGCACUCGCUGUCGUGUCUCAGCGGCCUCGAGGUUCUGAACCUCGCACACAACCAGCUGUCGGGGGAGCUGCCGGACUUGGUGUGCUCGCUGCGGAGUUUGCUCAAUUUGACGCUGGCGGCCAAUUUCUUCUCCGGCUUCAGCCCUAAUUGCAAUAGGUUGCUGUUUAGGAAUGUGGGAUUUGAUUUCUCCUUCAAUUGCAUUCCCGGGAAGGAGAUGCAGCGCCCGCAGCCGGACUGCUCCGCGGUGCCCGGCGGCGGCCUCAGUUGCCUCAGAAUUCCGUCGCUCAAGCCUCUUAUAUGUGGAGGGUUGUCCAAUUCCAUUCCUUGACAUGCAUUAUCCAUAAAUUCUGGAAUUAUACGACGAUGAUGAAGAUUCGAUCGCAGCCAUAUUUUGGAUAAGACAAAGCUAAAGUAGAUAGUGCCACUAUGUAUGUAUGUAAUUUUGCUUCUGUUAUGUCACGUGUUUCGAAUUUGGAUUACUUUUUAUGGCAAUUUGUGUUCACGUGUUUUCUCUGAUUAAA